This is a messenger RNA of Centropristis striata (black sea bass), 2267 nucleotides long. Its product is annotated as beta-galactosidase-1-like protein 2. The record is from RefSeq and is a predicted model, not a curated record. Gene Ontology annotation, molecular function: beta-galactosidase activity. Gene Ontology annotation, cellular component: vacuole. NCBI's taxonomy places the organism in Eukaryota, Metazoa, Chordata, Actinopteri, Perciformes, Serranidae. The transcript has 19 exons. Bases 35 to 1852 code for a protein of 605 amino acids. Gene Ontology annotation, biological process: carbohydrate metabolic process.
CUCAGCUUCAAGACAUCAUCCUAAAGUGAGAAGAAUGAGCCGUGCGGAGGGCCUGAGGGCCAACUUGUCUCAGUUCACUCUGGAGGGAGAGCCCUUCCUCAUCCUGGGGGGCUCCAUCCAUUACUUCCGUGUCCCCAGAGCCUACUGGGAGGACCGGCUGCUGAAGAUGAAGGCCUGUGGCCUCAAUACUCUCACAACAUAUGUGCCAUGGAAUCUGCAUGAGCCUGAGAGAGGAACAUUUAACUUUCAGGAUCAGUUGGACAUCAAGGCCUAUGUCAGUUUAGCAGCAGAGAUGGGUCUGUGGGUGAUCCUGCGUCCUGGACCUUACAUCUGCGCUGAAUGGGACCUGGGCGGGUUGCCUAGCUGGUUGUUACAAGAUAAAGAGAUGCAGUUGAGGACGACUUAUCCUGGAUUCAUAGAUGCUGUCAACCUCUACUUUGACAAGCUUGUCUCAGUCAUCAAGCCUCUGAUGUUUGAAGAGGGGGGCCCGAUCAUUGCAGUUCAAGUUGAGAAUGAGUACGGAUCAUAUGCCAAAGAUGAGAAUUACAUGCCUUUUAUAAAGAACUGUCUCCAGUCCAGGGGGAUCAAGGAGCUCCUGCUUACUUCAGACAACUGGGAGGGCCUAAGAUACGGAGGUAUGGAGGGAGUUCUUAAAACCAUAAACCUUCAGAGACUGUCGUUCGGAGCUAUCCAGCACUUAGCUGACAUGCAGCCCCAGAAACCUCUAAUGGUGAUGGAGUAUUGGUCUGGCUGGUUUGACGUCUGGGGAGAACAUCACCAUGUGUUCCAUGCUCUGGAUAUGAUAGCUGUUGUGUCACAGAUCCUGGAGAGAGGCGUCUCCAUUAAUCUGUACAUGUUCCAUGGGGGAACCAGCUUUGGCUUCAUGAAUGGAGCGAUGGACUUUGGCACAUACAAACCUCAGGUCACCAGUUAUGAUUAUGAUGCUCCACUGUCUGAGGCUGGAGAUUGCACCCCAAAAUAUCAACUCUUGAGGAAUUUAUUCAGCCAAUACCACUCUGAGCCUCUUCCUGAAGUGCCCUCUCCUCAGGAGAGGAGAGCAUACAGCUCUGUUACCAUCCAGCAGCACCUGUCUCUUUGGGACUGCCUGCACUUCACUGACAAGCCAUACAGGUCAGAGAGGCCGGUGAACAUGGAGAAUCUCCCCGUCAACAAUAACAAUGGGCAGUCAUAUGGUUACACACUGUAUGAAACCACCAUCACCACCGGAGGAACCCUGAACUCCAGGAACAACAUCAGAGACAGAGCACUGGUUUUUGUGGACAGACGAUGUGUUGGUAUUUUGGACUACAAGACUCAUGAGCUGGCACUCCCUGAUGGAAAGGGAAAGACGACGUUGAGCUUGCUUGUGGAGAACUGUGGAAGAGUGAAUUAUGGGAAAGCUCUGGAUGAACAGCGCAAAGGCAUUGUGGGAGACAUUCUGUUUAACCACAGCCCUCUGAGAGGAUUUACCAUCUACUGUUUGGAUAUGAAGCCAGGCUUUAUGAGAAGAUUAAUGAGUUCAGGUCAGUGGAUGUCCGACUUCCAGCCGCCCUCCAUUCCAGGAUUUUUCCAGGCCAGACUGUGUGUGGAUGGUCCUCCCAGAGACACCUUCAUCAGACUCCCUGGUUGGGGUAAAGGAGUCGUGUUCGUCAAUGGGCAGAACCUUGGACGCCACUGGUGCACUGGUCCCCAGCAUUUCCUCUAUGUCCCAGGACCUUGGCUCAGAAGUGGAGAGAAUCAGAUUAUUGUUUUCGAAGAACAAAAAGUGGAUGAGAAAAUACUGUUUGCUGAAAAUCCUGAUCAUGGAAAGACAAUUGAUGUUUACAAACUCCCUUUUUGCACACUGCUGUGAAAAUAAUGUGAAACACACACUUUUACACACAAAAGGUAAUAGUGUAUUGAUACUGACCAUUAUUAUCACAUGAUUUGAAGCUGCUAAUUUACUAACAAAAUGUAAAGUGGUAUUAUAGGACAACAGCAUUCUUUUUCCUUCUUCAAGUGUGAAAUCCAAAGUUACAUGUUGCCAUUGAUUCUUUUGCAUUAAAAUCAAGAAUGCAACAUCAUCUGAUUUGUCUUGUUUUCUCAAGUAUGAACUUUGCUCUCAUUACAAAAAAAAACGUUUUUUGACCUUUUGACAUGGAUACGCCCCCGCGACCUUCUCAUUGGACUAUUAGGCCUGUCCUUCACAUGAGCUAUUCAUAAAAGACACCUAUUCGCUAUCCAUACACAGCCGUAGCCGGAAACGAGGUCCUCUGUUCCUUCACAAU